GCGUUUCAUGUUACUACUACUGAUUCCGAGUCAAGGAACAACAAAAACAUGUCCGAGUGCGGCUGAACGGUUAACCUGCAACAGUCACCUCAAUAGUCAACGAUUCGACCGACUGCUAUAUGAUUCCCGUCGUGUUAACGGCCGACAACCCAGAAAGAUGCCGCAGAAAGCACUGGGAUCCAUUGUAGGUCUUCUUUGUACCGGGACCUGUCUGGUGCAGGGGAAGGAGUUCUGUUUCGGGGUAAACAAUGAGCAGUACCGCUGUGAGAUGGGGUACUGCUGUGGAGAGACAGAAUGCUGCACCUACUACUACGAGCUCUGGUGGUUCUGGUUGGUAUGGACCCUUAUCAUCAUGCUUAGCUGCUGCUGUGCCUACCGACACCGGAGGGUUAAGAUGCGUCUUCAGCAGGAGCAACGUCAACGUGAGAUCAGCCUCAUGGCCUACCAAGGAGCCUCCAGCUCCUUCAUUACCCCUCCACCGCUCAAUCUAAGGUUCUGGAACGACUGCAAGCUUCCGGACUAUGAAGAGGUCGUAGGUCACCCCCCGACACCACCUCCUCCUUACUCUGAAAACCCCCCCGAGACUACUCCAGCACUCCUUCCUCAGGUGGUUCAGCCGGACGCCUCGGUGCCACAGCCCCCGCCUGAGGCAGACCUGAGGGUGCACAGUCAGGCCUCGGGCUCAUCCUCAGAACAGGAAGCAGUGGCGAUGUCGAUCCAAGCACAAUGUCUGGCAGAGGAGAACGUGGAGGCUUCACUGAUGGUGGAGGAUGAUGAGGAUGAUGAGGAUGAUGAGGAUGAGGAGGAGGACGAGGAGCUCGUCACUCGACGUCGCCACGUAACCGGCGACUCUGGGAUUGAGGUGUGCAUCUGCCAGCUGGAGGUGGACGAGGGCUCGGGGCUCGAGGAGGAGGAGGAGAGCGACGAGGAGCACCGGAUGUGCAAGGCCACCGGUCGGGACUGCUGCUCCGGGCGCCAGCAGCAGACCUUCAGGCAGAAGGAGCACACCUCUGAGCUGCCCAGCCAGACUGCCGGCACCAGCACGGGAGACCACAUGGUGUGAUCCACGGCGUAACUUAACCAGCCGACCGGCGUGGCUUCCUGCUUCACGCAGCGUGACGUUAUCAUCAUCAACGAACUAACACACAGGCGUCACGUGAUGAUAACUAAUCCUUAACGACUCCUGAUGAGGAAACACGAAUAACAUUGUGUGGACAAACUCUUUUUUUUUUUUUUUGUCUUGUUUUUUUUUGCUUUUCUUUAAGUGGGGAAACCAGCAAACACAUUUGGUAUGUUUUUUUUUCGUAGUGCUAAAUUAGAGAGCGUCAUGGGUAGCGAGACGACAACAAUUGAUUGUGACUGAAACCAGAAUGUGCUCUUGCUCCCACCCUCUCCCUGGGCACUGCUGUCAUGUUUCCGUCUCUUAUCCUCGGUCAUAACAUUUCUGGCCAUCUGACAUUUUACCUCCGGUGGGACGGUCAGCUGGGAGCAUACCAACACGGUCAACGACAUUUCUCCCCUUUCUCCCCUGUGACUUCCGAAGGCAGAGGAGUCAAAACAAACAAGCCUCUUGAGAACUGAAGUGACGACUGGAACACACAUUUCCUCUUUUUUACCCAAAGCUGUGUGCGCUUUGAUAUCUAGGGCACAGCUGCAUUAUGAUGUCAGCUCUGAGGUCACUGCACCGAGCGUCUGGUGUGAUGUCUGUGGGAUCAAGAGUGGGGGAGACUAUUCACCCACAAACAGCAGAGGGAGAUGAGUUCUGUUUUGUCUCCUCCCCCACCAGCUCUUUCUUUCUUUUUGAUAUCCAUAUUGUGGCCUCCACAGCUCUGUGGUCACCAAUUAGCAUGACUGUAGGUGAGGAAGGAUUAGUGAUUUAUCGACUGUGCACACCGCAUCUCCCCACUUUGGGUUUCUGGCUGCAUUAAAUUCAUCGUAGCAGCCAAGAGAGAAUAAAAAGCCCUGUGGCUCUGUGUGUGUUUUAGUUACUGUUUUAUGUCAGAGUGUAGCGGCAGCAUUUUUUCUCAUUCUAAACAUAAGUAGUAAUAUAGUUCAUAAUGCAGGAUGUACUUGCUUUUUUGUUUUUUCAUUUCAUAACCAGCUUUGCAUCAAUAAAGGCCGCAGGUGUCACUGUUAACAAAGCUCCUGGGGGGGAGGGGGUACUAGUCCGUAAGGAAAGGUUGAGUCUUGUGCGUUUUGUAUAUCUUUAUAGUGCUGUAGCACCUGGUUGUCGUACUUGCUCAGCACUGAGGUGGAUUAACUAUUAAAAGCACCGGUAUUUUGCAUGAGGCAUGAAUUUUCUGUGUUCAUAUUUUGAGUUCAUUAGUAUUUUUCUAGUAGUUGGGCUGCUUUGCUUUGCUCAUCUGCGGACUACGGUGGCUACACAGCUGUGCGCCCAGAUGUUGGGGGGGAAGACGUGGACUGGUGGUUUGAUCGUGUUGUGUGUGUGUGUGAGCCACGCAUUGCUGUGCUGGUGGCUCGUAAGCUGGUGCUGCUCUUCUCAGUGUGAGGGAUCUACGGUGGUAUUUUCCAUUGGCAGCAGAGGGAGAGGGUGCAUUAGCAAGUCGAGGUGAAUGCAGGCUCUGCAAUCCAGUCGGUGUUGGCACAGCUGCAGGAUCUAUUGUGAUUAACUGCCUGCUUCUCUGUGUUGCACGUCAUUUUGCCCCCAAUGUGUCGCACGGCAUGUAUUCAAAAGGAUGGCAGUCAAACUGGUGGUGAGACGGGAAAAACCGCCGCAAAAGAAAAUUGUGAGAUAAAAGUCUGCGCAAGAGACGACAAAUCGGCGAAUGUUUCAUCGAGAAUUUAGUUGCGGAACAAUGUCCGACGUUUUAUUUGUUUGCUCUGAUGCUGCGUGUCGAAAUGGGCACAGUGUAAAAGACUCGGGUCAGUCGUUCUGCUUCACACUUAUACAUUUCCAAGAAAUUAUUUCAGGUAUUAAAAUGAGACCGUUGACCUCGUAACAGGAGGUGACACUGGGUUCUGCACACGUUUAUGGUUGUGACUCUUCCAUUUAAGCUGCAUACCACACACUGCUGUGGCUCAAGUGUAGGAAAACAAUACAAGAGGGGCCAGUGCACCCACAAUGUCAGUAGAGAGUGAAACAGAAAUGAAUACACGGCGGCCUAAAGGCUUCAAUUGGAAGAAGAUUUUGUUUCAUGUUUAUUAAAUGGGCCUAAUCAAACAUGCCGUUAGCGGCCCUUUUGUGUUCUCGUAGUGGAGCAGGUGCUUAGAUGUGAAGCCAAACCGACAUGACAACGACCUUUUCAGAGGAGCUGUUACACUGUGAGCAUGACUGCACACCCAUUAGCAGAGGUAAUACGAGACCAACACACCUCAAGCUGCCUCUACAGAGCUAAAGUCCUGCUUAUGGAGCUGCACAUUAAACAGACGUGCUGCCGCCUUAUUAGAGUAGAUGUAGGUUCUCUUUAAAUGGUAAUAGUUGUGUUGUUUCUAGCAUGGUUGUGCUUCUGUGGUAACAGAAAGUAGCAUCUGAGCUUGUUCCGAGGAAGUGCGCUCGCUUCAUGAGAAGAGGAUGUGGUUUAAAGACGCUGAAAGCCACACGAGUCAAACUGUCCUCUGUUGUGUAGAGUUUUACUUGCAUUGGUUUUUGUAUCUGAGGCUGUUUUGUUCUUUUGUUUGUUGACUUUAAAAUACUGUGUGCGUAGCGGUUGGUUGUGGCACUGAUGGAAUUAGUCAAGACCAGAUUUUGCGCUCCUCCUGUUUUUGUUCUACGGAUCUGGUCCCAAUUAGUUUGUGAUGUUAACUGGCUUGAAAGAAAAAAAAAUAUUGUUUUUGUUUUCUAUUGUUUUGUUGUGAUUCAUCCUGGUUUUGUGUCUGGAGGACAAAAGUGAACUCCAACAAGAGGUUGCUUUGUAACCUUCUUGCUAAGGUGCAUUUAGCUUAUUUCUGUACAUAUGUAGACGCAAUAUUCUGGGUUGUUUUGUGCAUGAGUGAACUGGAGGUCCAUAGUUUUCCCAUUGUCAAACAACUACUAUGCCUCUCUGGUUUCCACACUUUUACAGAGAUUAAGGGCUAUACCGGUCAUCACGCAUCCAUCCGUGAUUCUUCUCCUCUGUGUUCUUCACUAAAAGCCACAAGUUGCCGAGAUCCACUAUGCGAGCAUGGUCGGGUUUUGUUUUGGGGGGGGGGGGGGGGGGGUUUGGAUGAUAUUUCAAUGUUGUGGUGGAGCUCAUAUAUUUACCAAUAGCUGAUUGUAUACGACUGUGUAUGUUUGUGUAAUAGGCUUUAUCUUUGCCUUUUUUUCUGUUUCGUCAACUGGAGGUGCAAGAUUUGACCCCCCCCCCCCCCUCCUUAAUGCUAACGAUCCUUUCUUAUGUAACUGCAUGUGUGGUUGUGACGGAGAGUUUUUACAUUUGGACAGUGACUUCACCCUCCGCCGGGCUCCGUCUUGGUAACAGAAACACAUUUGGGCUCAUCCACUCAUGCAGAAGAAGUGUGGACAGAAUAAUCUGCCAUCUCCGUGCUCCGCAGAUCGUCAUGACUUGGUUUCCCACUCUCAGGGUUAUCUUUUAUUAACAAGCAGUGCUACAGUACAGAAUGAACACCACCAGUCUCAUAACAACCAAAGCAGUUCUUUCAUGUUAAUUGUUUUCUGCUGUUAUUUCUGCAUCUCUGUAGUCUAUUGUACUUUACUCAACUAGGCUAUGCAACAACAUCAACCUACUGUUUAUAUGUCUCUCUCUCUCUCGUCUCCAGUACAAGCAAUAUAACUGAGUACUUGUGGCACUGUACUGUAAUCUACUUUGGUUGGUGUGCGUACAUGUAUUUGUUUAAGAAAACUUGUAAAAACAAAACAACUUGUAAUUCUACCUGCAAUGAUGUGAGGAUGUAGGCUUCAGUGUCAGCUGAGGGGCUUGAGUUAAGAAGCCUUUCUAGUUUAUAUAUAUUAUUCUCUUUUUCCCUCUUUUUGGCUUUUUCCUCCUGCAUCCUGGACCACUAACCCUUUCUACUCCUGACGUAUGGAUAAACCACAUUAAUGAGAUAUUUAAACCAGAGGGGAAAAAGUUGAAUAUAUUGUUUUCCUUUUGGAAUAAUUCAUGUUCAUCUUUAAUCCGUUUGUCACUUUUCCAUCCCUCAGCUUUGUUGCACUAAUUCAACGUGUCGGUUUUCUCAGUUAAAACGACGGCUUUGUUCAUUUUCAUUCGUGAUGAAUUUUCACUGACUGUUGCCUUUUUUUAAUCCUCGGUUGUUACAGUGCCAUCAAUGUCAAAACUUUUAUAUAUUAUACAUAUGAAAGACCUCAACAUGGAACACAGUCAGCUUAAGUUAGACACAUUUGUCAUUGUUUCUGUCAAACAACUUGUUUUUGUCUCAUAGAUUAAUACCAACGGAUGAGAUGCGAUGGUUGAGCUAUUUUCUUUUGCCAAGAUGAGAAACAUCCUAGCUAAUUGUUUUGUUAAUAUCUUCUUAAACAAGCGUAAAGUGGUAAAAGAGAAAACUGUAAAACACCGAUCGCUUUAAAAUCCUUGGUUUUAGUAGAAAGUCUGCUGUGUACUCGUUGGGUCAUCAUUUGUAUUUUAUUUUUUUAAUAAAACAAAGCUUGGCACUCAACUGA
Anarrhichthys ocellatus (wolf-eel) is the source of this 5575-nucleotide messenger RNA. It is a transcript of the gene wbp1, whose product is annotated as WW domain binding protein 1. The record is from RefSeq and is a predicted model, not a curated record. Lineage: Eukaryota; Metazoa; Chordata; Actinopteri; Perciformes; Anarhichadidae. The transcript has 4 exons. The coding region runs from base 8 to 1063 and encodes 351 amino acids.